AUGCAAGGGGUUUUCAGUUGGUCACGCGCUGCAUAUGAAUUCUCUGUGUAUGCAGGUAUAGAUCUGAUCGCAGCAUUUUAUGGCUGUUUGUAUGCUGGUUGCAUUCCUGUCACCGUGAGGCCUCCACACCCACAGAACCUCUCUGCCACUCUGCCCACUGUCCGCAUGAUCAUCGAUGUCAGCAAGGCUGCUUGCAUUCUCACUACUCAGGUUUUAACGAAGAUCCUCAGAUCUAAAGAAGCAGCAGCUACAGUCAACAUAAAAACAUGGCCCAUCAUAAUAGACACAGAUGACUUGCCUCGCAAACGACCACCCACAAUCUACAAACCGCCCAAUGCUGAGAUGAUUGCCUAUAUGGACUUCAGUGUCUCAACCACAGGCAUGCUGACAGGAGUGAAGGUCUCUCAUGCGGCGGUGAGCGUUCUCUGUCGCUCUAUAAAGCUACAGUGUGAGCUGUACUCCUCUCGCCAGAUCGCCAUCUGCCUCGACCCCUACUGUGGACUUGGUUUUGUGCUCUGGUGCCUUGCGAGUGUAUACUCAGGUCAUCAGUCCAUCUUGAUCCCUCCUAUGGAGCUGGAGAUCUCACUGACCCUGUGGCUGGGCACGCUCAGUCAGUACCGCAUCAGAGACACCUUCUGCUCCUAUUCUGUCAUGGAGCUCUGCACCAAGGGCCUAGGCGGACAGACAGACAUACUGAAGGCACGUGGUGUGAACCUGUCAUGUGUGAGGAGCUGUGUGGUGGUUGCUGAGGAGCGUCCACGCUUGGCUCUUACACACUCCUUCUCCAAACUGUUCAAAGACAUUGGACUCUCCAUGCGGGCUGUCAGCACCGCUUUUGGGUCGAGAGUAAACCUGGCCAUCUGCCUUCAGGGUACCACUGGACCAGACCCCUCAACUGUGUAUGUGGACAUGAAGUCCCUCCGACAUGACCGGGUGAGGUUAGUAGAGCGAGGAGCACCUCAGUCUCUUCCUCUCAUGGAGUCUGGAACAAUUCUUCCUGGUGUGAGGGUGAUCAUAGUCAAUCCAGAAACUAGAGGACCGCUAGGGGACUCUCACCUGGGAGAG
Molecule: messenger RNA, 1065 nt
Organism: Sinocyclocheilus grahami
Lineage: Eukaryota; Metazoa; Chordata; Actinopteri; Cypriniformes; Cyprinidae
Product: disco-interacting protein 2 homolog B-A-like
Exons: 9
Source: RefSeq, a predicted model, not a curated record